AUGGAAGUCGCCGAGCUCCUCAAGAAAGGCUACCUAAGGGAGUUCCUCUCAGAUAAGGCCAAGAACCUUCUAAACAAGGAAGGUCCUGAUCUCCCUAUCGAAGCAGCUCCCGCAUUGCCACCACAACAAGACCGAGUGAUCCAUGUCAUCACAGGUGGAUCAGAGAUAAGCGGAAUUAGUAGUGCCUCUGCCAAGAGAAGUACUCGCAACGCCAGGAACGGUCAAGAGGCCGAGGGUCCUAAGCGCCUACUCCUCGGAACAGACGAGAUCAGCUUCACUGCAAGGGAGCAGGAGAAGGUCCUUGCUCCUCACCACGACGCUCUUGUCAUUUCACUUACCAUAGCAAACUGCUUGGUCAAGCGAAUACUAUUGGACAAUGGAAGUUCCAGCAACAUAAUCUUCCAUUCGGCCUUCGCCGACCUAGGGUUGGAACCCACGGCCCUAACUAGAAAGGCGACUCCCCUUGUGGGCUUCAUCGGAGAGGUCAAGCAAACCUUAGGAGAGGUUCUUCUCCCCGUGUACGCCAAGGGGAUAAACCAGGCCACAAAAUUCCUAGUCGUCGACUGCCCUUGA
Molecule: messenger RNA, 573 nt
Organism: Raphanus sativus (radish)
Lineage: Eukaryota; Viridiplantae; Streptophyta; Magnoliopsida; Brassicales; Brassicaceae
Exons: 1
Coding region: 1-573 (190 amino acids)
Source: RefSeq, a predicted model, not a curated record